AUGGGGACCUGCGAGAGCACACCUGCCACAGGGACGGAGAUCAAGGUCGAGAAGCAUCCUGCCAUGACCAGCAUUCAGACUCGCACCGUGUCAAAGUUCGGGUGGAAGCCGGACAUGCCGGACCACCGAGACUUGCACGUGAAGUUUGGAGACGUCCAAGCCCCAAGCCAGAUCAAGAAGAAGGCGGAAGGGCAGAAGGAGCUCGUCGACCUCCGUCCGCAGAAUGGUGGCUUUCCCAUCUUCGACCAGGGGCAUCUCGGUAGCUGCACGGCAAACGCUUUGGCGGCUGCUUUCCAUUUCACCCUUCACAAGAUGGAGGUGGAGAAUGGCAAGGACUUCGCCGACUUCACUCCGAGCCGUUUGUUCAUCUACUACAACGAGCGCCUUGUGGAGGGCAGCGUGAACCAGGAUGCUGGGGCGAUGAUCCGCGAUGGCAUCAAGGUCAUGGCUAAGGUGGGUGUGUGCCCUGAGAGUGUUUGGAAGUACGACGAUGGCCCCGACUUCUUCAAGCAGCAGCCUGACUCCAAGUCCUACGAGAUCGCCCAGAAAUGCAAGGUCAUUGGCUAUGCUCGUGUGGCACAAGAUCUCAGCCAGUUCAAGGCGUGCCUGAAGAACGGCUACCCUUUCGUCUUCGGUUUUGCCGUCCUGUCAAGCUUUCAGACAGAGGAGGUUGCCAGGACCGGCAAGAUGGUGAUGCCCCAGGCGAACGACCAGCAGUUGGGAGGUCAUGCCGUGUGCGCCGUCGGUUACGAUGACUUCCAGCAGUGUUUCAUCGUCCGCAACUCCUGGGGAGAGGAGUGGGGUGACAAGGGCUACUUCUACAUGCCCUACGAGUACAUGUGCAACCCCGCCCUCGCCUCUGACUUCUGGGCCAUCAACUGGGUCGAGGGCUUCAAGAACGCCGCGACGAAAGACUUCAAGCUGAGCAAGUGA
Symbiodinium sp. CCMP2592 is the source of this 933-nucleotide messenger RNA. Lineage: Eukaryota; Dinophyceae; Suessiales; Symbiodiniaceae. The record is from the annotation of a GenBank genome assembly.